AUGCAUAAGAGUCCACAGACAUGGCCCUAUCCAAUUGAUGUUGUAGAGUACUUUAGAGUGCUUCCGAAGGAUUUGAAGACACGCUUGUACAAAGCGCCUAUAUUUGCGGUUUCUUUUCUGAAGAUUUUUGACGAGGACACCAGAAGAUUUGUGAUGGAUCUUGUUCUGAAGUCUCCUUCGAUUGGGAUGUUGAGGGAAGUUGAUGGAGUGAAAAAUAUAUUGAAGACACUGUUGAAGGUGCAUGUGAUUGAGAAGAGGGGAAGCAAUAUAUACCUGGAUGAGGAUUUUAGAAGAUCUCUGAUGGAUGGAUUCUGCAUGCUUGUUAUGGAGAAAUAUUACAGGAAGGCACAUGAAACAAUUACUGUUAAUGAAGAAAAGAGCAAUCAGAUGUUUGAAUCGAUUUUAAAGUUUAUUGUGAAUAAGGAUUUUAAGAGUCAUGCAUUUGGAAUCAAUGAGAUUGUUGUUUUUGGAGGACUGCUUGAUAAACAAAAGAACAUUACGAACAGAGGAUUUGAGUUUCUACUGAAGACAAAGAAGGAGCAGAUGUGGUGUCUUGUGUUGCUUUCGUUGAAGUAUUUUGCGAGCUCUGUUGAGGAGGAAGUUGCUGCAGUUGAGGCAUUUUUUGAGUUGAGCACAAAAAGUAUUGGAGUGCUGUAUGAUCAGAUAUCAGUGGUGAAUAUCAGACUAUUGAAGUAUUUUGAAGCGCUUGGAAUAUUGAAGAUGUAUGGAGAGAAGUUAGCUAUUGGAAAGAAUCUUGUGCGGAUGUUUGAAGCUUCUGAGCGUAGUAAGAGAGAGUUUGUGAUAGUUGAAACAAACAACAGAAUUUAUGCAUACACUAACUCUGAGUACGAAAAAUCGGUUAUUCAUUUGUUCUGUGAUGUUGUAGCAAGGCUUCCGAACCUAAUCAAGGGGAUGAUAACUGAAGAAAGCACGAAUGCAGCAUUUGACAAGGGAAUCACAGCAAGACAAAUAAUACACUUCUUAGAAUCCAGCAUCAAGAUCGGAGAGCUGCCAGAGACUGUUUGUAGUCAGAUAGAGAUAUGGGAAUCGAAGAGAAACAAGAUAUUUAUGGUUCCUGGAUAUUUGUAUUCUAAUUUCCUGAACUUUUCUGACUACCAGAAGGUUCUGAAGUUCUGUGUGGAUGGAGGGCAUCUUGUUGAAUCUGACUCAGACAAGCGGAUUAUUGUAGUAAAGCUUGAUGGGCAUAGCUUUGUAAAAGAGUUCAUGAAGACGAUUCUUUGA
Ordospora colligata OC4 is the source of this 1242-nucleotide messenger RNA. RefSeq names its product subunit of RNA polymerase II transcription factor. The transcript has a single exon. Bases 1 to 1242 code for a protein of 413 amino acids. Gene Ontology annotation, molecular function: ATPase activator activity; double-stranded DNA binding. The record is from RefSeq and is a predicted model, not a curated record. NCBI's taxonomy places the organism in Eukaryota, Fungi, Microsporidia, Ordosporidae. Gene Ontology annotation, biological process: nucleotide-excision repair. Gene Ontology annotation, cellular component: transcription factor TFIIH holo complex; transcription factor TFIIH core complex.